AUGUAUCUUUUUCAGGCUGCAUUACUUUUCCUAGAAGGGUUCCGCUCAAAUAUGAAUGAAAUAAAUAAAGAUGUGUUGCGUCCACGCGCCCUGGUCCUAGCUAAGAGACUGACCAAUGGAAUAAGUGCUCCGACUAAGACCCAGUUAUUAGAAUUCGCUAAUAAGGAGGAUAUAUUGGAGAAAAAUAUCGAGGCAAAACAUAUCUAUAAACAACCUAUGGAGAGUUCUACAAAAGGGAAGAAGCUAUUUAGGAUGCACACUUCUACAGGUAUAAGUGUUUGUGAGGCGGAAGAAUGCUGCAUCCAACAUUAUAUCGAACAGGGGUUUUAUACUCACGGGCAGCACUGGGAAGGUAAAAUAGUGACAGCCAUCUUUUUCCUUCUCUUUUGGGAUAUAAUUUACUCGAAAUUACGCGGUGUUAGCGGAAUAUUUCUGUCUUACUAUCAAAUGUUCCCUCUGGACAUGUUUACUGAGAGCUUCUAUAGUAACAGGAAGACGUUGAUUGAAGCGAGACUCAAGGAAAUUGAGAGCUUCUCUGUGGAACAACUGUUGGCUGAGAUGAAAUUUGUGUGGGACAGCAGACCGGAGCAUGAACACUCGCCCAUAAGCCGCAUGUGUUGGGAGAGCGUCCGCGGCGCCAGCGCGGCGCUGGGCGCGCGGGGCGCGGCGGCGCUAUGCGCGCGCGCCGCCCGCGCCGCCGCCUGCUCGGGCUUCCCCGACCUCACGCUGUGGGACGUGCGCGCGGGGGAGAUAGCCUUCGUAGAGGUGAAGACGGACAGCGACAAGCCGUCGCUGAAGCAGCUGCAGUGGAUGCACUACCUGAAGAGCUGCGGGCUGCGCGCCGAGUUCUGCUACAUCGGCGUGCGCACCGACCGGCAGAGAGCGCGCGCGCCCGCGCCGGGGGCCGCGCGGGGCGGGGAC
Brenthis ino (lesser marbled fritillary) is the source of this 921-nucleotide messenger RNA. NCBI's taxonomy places the organism in Eukaryota, Metazoa, Arthropoda, Insecta, Lepidoptera, Nymphalidae. The record is from the annotation of a GenBank genome assembly.